AUGUUGUCAUUAAGAACAUACGUCAGACCGCUCAUGUUAACGUUCUAUGCAUCGUCAUCAUCUAUUUCAUGGAAGGCAAGUAAUUACGCAGUAGAUGAUGAAGGGGUUAUUAGGUUGGAAAAGGACCCAUAUUGUAGACCAGCACAACUGUGUUUUCUUUGCUCCAGAAAGAUUGAAUUGGAUUAUAAAAACGCGCGUUUAUUGCAACAAUUCGUUUCAACGUUUUCUGGAAGGGUUUAUGAUCAACACAUUACUGGACUAUGUGACGGACAACAGAGACGAUUGUUGGAAAUAAUUGCUCUUAGUCGUCGUACUGGUUAUAUGCCAGUAUUUGUGAAAGACCCCAAAUAUUUAAAUGAUCCUAAACUUUUCGAUCCAUUAAAACCUGUCAGACCCCACAGUUAUGCUUGA
Messenger RNA from Thelazia callipaeda (thelaziosis nematode), 411 nucleotides. Lineage: Eukaryota; Metazoa; Nematoda; Chromadorea; Rhabditida; Thelaziidae. The record is from the annotation of a GenBank genome assembly.